UUAUUCUUUGUUUUUUUCAUUGAAGAACCUUUGCGAGGAGAAAAGAAAAGAAAAAGGGAGAAAGAACUGGAGAAGGAAAAAGGUACCCACAACACUCUUUUUAUAUAUUGUCAUACCUUUUUAAAAGAACAAGACUUUGUUUUGUCUCGUGAUACCCAAUAUCAAAGAUCCUUUUUUUCCUUUAAUUUUAUUACAGAAGAACCUUCAGGAACAGAACAGAAAAGACAAAAGGUGAAAAAAAAGAUGACUGAAGGUACGCUACAUUCACUACUUUGAUAUUUGUGGAUACGUUUUAGUCAAACAUCCCCAAUUUUUGUUCCGGUAAUAUAAACCAGCGAUCAUAAACAAUGGAAACAGGUUUCGGUGAAGACCCAGAAGAUGGGUGCGGCUGCAACACAGGCCUAUAAUCCCCCUUUUCAUGGAGUGAAAUUUUGAAACAUUUUUCCGGAAAAACUACGACGUUACUUACCUAUAUAUUUCCAUAUUUUGUCCAAAAACAAGAAGAAAAGCAUAAGAACGUAACAAAUAAAGUUUGUUUUCACGAUAUAUGUCUGCUUCCAAUCAAUAAUAUCAGCAUCAACAAUGUCAAAAAAAUAAUAAUAAUAUGACACAUUGUUGCUGGGAGGGUGCGGCACUCAGUCGUCGGCGACGCUUACUACCCAUUAUUUUAGUGGGCCGGGAUGUUUGUGACUUUAUAAUGGUGGCAUAUCAAGUACUUAAUAGCCCUCGUUUGAUAUACAGUGAAACCUGUAUUAAGCGGACACCCUCGGGGAAUGCUGUAGUGUCCGCUUAAUACAGGGUGUCCGCCUAAUACAGGUUUCGAUAUAUAACGUCAUAUGAGGUGUCAAAUGCCAUUCAAAUGAACAGUGGAAGAUUUUAUAACGAUAGACUUUUGCAUUAAUUGCUUUAUCCAAGUGAACCAAUUGAUCAUAGUGCCAUAAACAUGGAUUGCAACUCAAAUUUGAAGAAAUCAGAUGAGUGAAACAAGCUCUAUACAAACAAAACGAAAUAGAAAACAAACCUGUACUGUGAAACUAAUCAAAUAAGUUCGUCAAGUCACGUUUUUUAAUGUAAAAAUCGAAAAAUUUGUGGGUGUCAAUUUAAGGCAAUCUUUCGCUUUUACGGUGUCAGGCGUGUUGGGUGGUGGAAUUUAAUUACAAGUGUCCGUUUAAUACAGGUUGGCAACAAUAGAAAUGACCAUUUCAGGUACUUUUUAGGUGUCCGCGUCCGCUAAAUAGAGGUGUCCGCUUAAUAAAGGUUUCAUUNGAAACCUGUAUUAAGCGGACACCCUCGGGGAAUGCUGUAGUGUCCGCUUAAUACAGGGUGUCCGCCUAAUACAGGUUUCGAUAUAUAACGUCAUAUGAGGUGUCAAAUGCCAUUCAAAUGAACAGUGGAAGAUUUUAUAACGAUAGACUUUUGCAUUAAUUGCUUUAUCCAAGUGAACCAAUUGAUCAUAGUGCCAUAAACAUGGAUUGCAACUCAAAUUUGAAGAAAUCAGAUGAGUGAAACAAGCUCUAUACAAACAAAACGAAAUAGAAAACAAACCUGUACUGUGAAACUAAUCAAAUAAGUUCGUCAAGUCACGUUUUUUAAUGUAAAAAUCGAAAAAUUUGUGGGUGUCAAUUUAAGGCAAUCUUUCGCUUUUACGGUGUCAGGCGUGUUGGGUGGUGGAAUUUAAUUACAAGUGUCCGUUUAAUACAGGUUGGCAACAAUAGAAAUGACCAUUUCAGGUACUUUUUAGGUGUCCGCGUCCGCUAAAUAGAGGUGUCCGCUUAAUAAAGGUUUCAUUUAAAGUAAAUAAAGGAAAUAAAUUUGGGGACUUCGGCUACUGUCCGCUGAAUACAGGUUUCACCGUAUUACUUUUCUAUCAUGACUUCGAGGCUUUCUGGUAAUAUUUCUGUAUUUGGUUUGGUUUUAAUUGUGCUCCAGUUACUUCUGGGAACCGCGAGACAAUGCAGUCGUGAAAAAUUUGCAAUUUUGUUCCUAAAGCCUCGGAGCCAUGUUACAAUUUUGAUACAUCGAACGUGGGCUAUUCUUAGAAACUGAUUUACUUGGCAUAAAAUUAAAUACUUCAUUGCUUUUUGAAUUCAUAGUAGAAACUCCAAAAGAAAAAGGAAAGAGAAAAAAGCAGAAAUCAUCUGAGUCGGAUGAAGGUACGCACCUUGUCGCAGAACCUUUUUGUUUCGUAAACCCCAUCAGCUACAAUGCAACCCCAUCUGCUCAAGUCACUUCGAAUACGAAUACUUCAUUGCUUUUUAAAUUAAUUGCUUUUUAAAUUCAUAGUAGAAACUCCAAAAGAAAAAGGAAAGAGAAAAAAGCAGAAAUCACCGGAGUCGCAUGAAGGUACGCACUUUGUCGCAGAACCUUUUUGUUUCGUAAAACCAAGGUACUGAGACUUUAUAAUGGUGGCAUAUCACACGGUUCUGAGAAAUUGACCUUUCGCUGCUUUUUGUUCUCGUAGAAGAAACUUCAAAAGAAAAACGAAAAAGGAAAAAGCAGAGAUCACUUGAGCUCGAGGAAGGUACGCACCCUGUUGCAAAACCUUUUUUUGUUUUGUUAAAGGUUUGAACCCAAGAGUCAUUUCUGUCCUGAAUAGGACUGUUGUUGUUGACCGUAACUGACGUUUCGACAACCUGUGCGGUCAUCAUCACAGUAAAAGUUUUUUGUUCUGUAAAACCCCGGUAGAGACAAUAUAAUGGUGGCAUAUCAAGCGCUUCUGAGAAAUUGACCUUUCGCUGCUUUUUGUUCUCGUAGAAGAAACUUCAAAAGAAAAACGAAAAAGGAAAAAGCAGAAAUCACCGGAGCUGGAGGAAGGUACGCACCUUGUUGCAGCACCUUUUUUGUUUUGUAAAACCCCGGUAGGGACGUUAUAUUGUGGCACAUGAAGCGGUUCUUAGAAACUGAUCUUUUUUUAUUUUGUUCUGGCAGAAGAAACUCCAAAAGAAAAACGAAAAAGGAAAAAGCAGAAAUCACCGGAGCUGGAGGAAGGUACGCACCUUGUUGCAGCACCUUUUUUGUUUUGUAAAACCCCGGUAGGGACGUUAUAUUGUGGCACAUGAAGCGGUUCUUAGAAACUGAUCUUUUUUUAUUUUGUUCUGGCAGAAGAAACUCCAAAAGAAAAACGAAAAAGGAAAAAGCAGAGAUCACCAGAGCUGGAGGAAGGUACGCAUCUUGUUGCAAAACUUUUUUGUUUUGUAAAACCAAGGUACUGAGACUUUAUAAUGGUGGCAUAUCAAGCGGUUCUGAGAAACUGAUCUUUCGUUGCUUUUCUUUAUGUUUACUCAUAAAUGGUCAAGCGGGCCAAAAACAACUUUUCGCGAGAUUCAUUUACUAGUAUAAUAAUAAUACUUACUAGUAAAUGAUCAAAAUGUCAAAAAGAGCAUGACUUUCCAGCGAGAUUACGAUAUUCAUUUACUAAUAUACUAGGGUAUCUAAAAGAUAGUAAUGCUGCGGUACAUUCUGUUGAUGCUGACAUUCGUUAGGCAUUGAUCCAUCUGUUUGCGUGAGACUUAAAAGAAUCAAAAAUGACAUUGAAUGUAUUUACGUGCUGAAAAGUAAAAUAUUACUAUCAGUCUAUAGAAAGAACUCGUGGGAACGUUAUUUAGAAAAUGGCCAAAUGGUUGUCAACUCUGGUUUUCCCACAGUAAAUUGUAGGAAAUGAUUCCCUGCUAGCCGAGGUCUCUCACGACGAUGCCUUUCUCUCAUUUUUGCAUCAUCGUGAGAGACUUCUGCUAACAGGGAACCUGAAGCGGCGAUGGACAGUUUUUAUGAAUUCAUUAAAAUCACCAUAUGGCUACACACAAGUAUGGCUGCAUCUCUCGUUGACGAAAGUCCGGACGGUACUUAAGCAAUCCUGUUGGUCGUGCAUGAGGCUAUUCUUCCUGGUAAGUCUGAUGUCGGUUUCGUGUCGUUAGACGAUCUUCUUUUAAUCAUAUUUUUUGAUAGUUGAUGCAGCACUGUCAUGUUAUUUUGGGGGUGUAAAUGGGAAACCAUGGUCUUCUCCUCUCCUUUUCUCCUCUCACGCGUCCUCGAGAUUUCUUCCUUUGCCCUACUAGCGCCUGCUACGCAGGCUAAAGGAAAGUUGCCAUGCCUUACCGUGUACCCUGCCUAAGACGGUGCUUCAAUUUCAGUUUUAUCGACUGAUAAGCGUAAAUUGAAGCCUUACAGGUUUCCCCUUUUUUAUGGUACGAUCUCCACGAAAUAAACACUUCUUUUCUUCAUUCUUAAGCACCCUUCCUCUUAUUAUUAUCACAACAACUAUAAUAUAACCACACAGUUGAGUCACAUUAAGUAUGAAAAAUUGAAAAAAAAGGUGCAGGGACAACUUGAACAGAAGAAUUACCAUGUUAACGCAAUCGUAUGUAGAAUCUGCUUCAUACCCAGACGGCGCUUCGCCUUCCGUCUGUACCCUUCCCAUGGUCCCUUGCGGCUCAACACCAGUCGCUCGCCUCUACCUUGCGAAAAACGAAGCGCCCGAGGAGGAGGCUGAUGUAGAAUGAUAUGGGUUGUUAAGUCUAGUAAUACACCUACUAUGGUUAGGGUUACGAUUUAUCGUAACUUGGGAGGCAUUCGUAUAUGCAGCUUCUGAUUCAUUUACUGUAAAACUUGCUGUACGUAAGUGACGUCUUUCAUGAACGGUUGCUGCUCAUAGAGGAAACAGAAAUUACCUUGUUUAACUCCUCCAUUUUGCUAGUUUCGAAAGAAAAAUGUUAUCUUUUUAAGGGUUGUUUUUUGUUUGUUCCUUCUUUAAGAAAUCAAACAUGGCGUGGUUUCUGACGAUGAUUUGGAAGGGUUAUCUUUGGAGCUUGGGACAUCGUGGAGUGCACUUGCGCGGCGCCUGAAAUUUAGCCGGGCAGAAAGACAAGGAUUUGACCAUAGUAACAAAGAACUCGCAGACAAGUCUUACCUCAUGUUAUGUAGGUGGAAAGAAAAACGUGGUCUGUCAGAAGCAACUUACAAGGUCUUGUACGAGGCCUUGUGUCAUAAAUAUGUUGAUCGCAAGGAUUUAGCAGGGCAGUUUUGCAUUCUUGGAUCUUCAGAUGAAAGCAAGAAGAAAAAAGACAGCACUUCAGAAUGA
Messenger RNA from Porites evermanni, 5077 nucleotides. The record is from the annotation of a GenBank genome assembly. Lineage: Eukaryota; Metazoa; Cnidaria; Anthozoa; Scleractinia; Poritidae.